Paramecium octaurelia is the source of this 290-nucleotide messenger RNA. The record is from the annotation of a GenBank genome assembly. Lineage: Eukaryota; Ciliophora; Oligohymenophorea; Peniculida; Parameciidae.
UAUGAGCCUUGUAACAAAUUCUACUCAUGAGAUCCCUUUACAUGCACUUAGCGUACUCAUAUAUCUAAUAAUAAUUCAAGUAUUCUCUGUUAUGAAUAAACCAUUAAAUCCUUUUCAUUAACUCGUUUCUCUUAGUUAAGUCACAAAUGAGUUAAGUUUCGUCUACUAUUAGGUUUAGAUAAUUAUUAAGGUUGGUAAGAUAGUUUUCAGGUAAAUGUGAUGUAGUCAUUUAAUUUUAAUCUUGAUGUAAUUAUGAAUCGAGAUCCUUUUUUGCUUUUAAUUAUCCACAG